CCACACGGAACUUUAGAAAGCCACGUGGCAACACAAGAGUACACGUGGACAUGCCUCAGCAAGAUCACCAUUCCGGAAGCAACAUACAGAAAAGAGAAGCAGAAGCUAUCAAGAUCACAAGAUGAAUCGCUAAUGGAUCUCAGAAAGGUAGAGGAAAUAGUGAAAGAUUCCAAAGGUGGAAUCAUCGAGAAGAAAGAAGCAAUCAUAUCAACCUUAUCCAAUCCCAAUUCCGACACCGAUUCCCCUCAUCAUAACGAUUCCAUCGCCGGUGAUGCCGAUCCGACUACACCACCGGUUGAUGCCGCUAGUGCUCUUCAACUCUUCCUUGAUCACAUCCCAAUCUCCUCCAUUCCUGGAAUCCACAAUUCCCCCUCCACAGGUUUAGUAGUGAGAACGCAUGAACGCGUCAAGGAUGGGAUUAGGAUGUUGUAUGAGAAGAAUGUUAGUGGAGCUCUAAUUGCGGACAGUUCGGAACCAGAUCCGACCGCCAGCUUCAACACGUCAUUCUCCCAUCCCUAUGUCGGAUUCAUUAGCUUUUCUAAUAUGGUUCUGUGGUGUCUCCAGGAAUUUAGACAACAUCAAAGUGGGACCAAGAAGGAUAAUGCUAAAAGUUCGAAGAAGACUAAGCCACGCGGAUUCUUCUCCUUGCUUGAUAAAAUUCCAGCGGUUUCUGAGACUAAGAUAGGCGAACUAGCGGCAUCGUUUUUAUGGGAUCCCGUCUUCCCUGUAAAACUAGACCAGACGCUCUUCCAUGUUCUUUUGUUGCUAUCUAAGCAUCGGCUGAGCGUGGUCCCUGUGACUGAACGUUCCAGUUCGAAGGUUGUGGGCUAUGUUACCGAGAAUUCGGUAAACCAUAUACUCCUACAGUCGAGCGGACUAGAGUGGUUUGACAGCAUUGCAGAUAAACCAUUGUCAGAUUUCAGGUUUGAGCAUAAUGACAGAGUUGUUUCAAUCUACAAUGAUCAAAGCAUUUCGGAGGCAGUUCAUAUUUUAUGGAAGAAAAAAGUCUGCGCCAUUGCAGUAGUUCAACGACAAACGGAGAAGCUCAUUGGAUGUGUCAGGGUCAGUGACAUUCAUCGUCUUUUGGAUGAUGAUCGCAUCUUUACUGAUAGAGAAGAUACGAGUGUGGAGCAAUUCAUUCACACAGACACGGAUUCAGACAAGCAGCAUGAGAUCGACCACGACCUCGGGGCUCUUAUAUCUGCAGGAACUCUUGCACUACACUAUAAAUUCGAACCCAGAAUGGAUAGGCCGGUGACGAACAAAGAAACGGAUACCCUGAAACAAGCGAUGCAGAAUUUAAGAGAAAUGAAAAGCAGUUUUAGUUACAUUAUAGAUGAAUAUGAAAGAAUAAGAGGAGUAGUUACAUUAAGAGACAUUCUUGUGCAGUUUGCUCCCCCUUGUAUGGACUCAAGGAUUGAUGGUGGUGGUUUCUUUGAUAUGGCUUUGAAGGAAUCUGGGUGCACCAUUAGAGAUGGAACCAUGGUUCAUCUUAAAUGAAAUUAUAUGGAACCAUGGUCCAUCAUGGUGGUGGUGGUUUGGUUUCUUUGACAUGGCUUUGAAGGAAUCUGGGUGCACCACUAGAGAUGGGAGUCAUGGUUCAUCAUGUUGAAUGAAUCUUAUGUCACAUAAGUUUUUGAUGUCAUCUUGUCGAUAAGUUGGUUAAUUGAACUUGUGUUACAUUUGUGAUUGUAAUUAGUCUUGUAUGCCCUUUUACAGUAUAAGUUGUAGGUCGACUUGCUUAAGGCUAGGCGUAAAUGAUUCGAGCUAUUAACGAGUUACUCGAACUCGAACUUAAUUAUUGAGCUGGAGUCGAUC
Molecule: messenger RNA, 1818 nt
Organism: Cynara cardunculus var. scolymus (artichoke)
Lineage: Eukaryota; Viridiplantae; Streptophyta; Magnoliopsida; Asterales; Asteraceae
Product: SNF1-related protein kinase regulatory subunit gamma-1-like
Exons: 7
Coding region: 133-1500 (455 amino acids)
Source: RefSeq, a predicted model, not a curated record